Messenger RNA from Lycium ferocissimum, 2094 nucleotides. Its product is annotated as inositol transporter 4-like. The transcript has 5 exons. Bases 460 to 1971 code for a protein of 503 amino acids. Gene Ontology annotation, biological process: transmembrane transport. NCBI's taxonomy places the organism in Eukaryota, Viridiplantae, Streptophyta, Magnoliopsida, Solanales, Solanaceae. Gene Ontology annotation, cellular component: membrane. Gene Ontology annotation, molecular function: myo-inositol:proton symporter activity. The record is from RefSeq and is a predicted model, not a curated record.
UGCUCAACGGCCAGUCUUUAAAUGGAUAUUAUAAACAUCACUUAGAAACUAAAAGGCUUAUAUUUCUCCCUUCUACCUUUAUUUCUGAAUUACUUCAUGCAAAUAUAAGACUUCUAAAUGUUUGCAUAUCUGAAUUCUGUAAAGCAUCAAAUUACAUCUUUAUUUUGUAGUUGAAGCAACCAAGAAGUCACUUUUCCCCAAACAAAACAAGAUUGUGAAUGCAAAGAAGAAAACAAAAUGGUAGAGGGAGGAAUAAGCAAAGCAGAUAAAACAGAGUUCACAAAUUACUGGAGUGCAGUAUAGGAAACUCCAUAUAUUAUGAGGCUGGCUUUAUUAGCUGGCAUUGGAGGAUUUCUUUUUGGUUUUGACACCGGUGUUAUUUCUGGGGCGCUUCUUUACAUAAAGGAAGAUUUUAAAGAAGUCGAUGAGAAAACGUGGCUUUAAGAAACUAUUGUUAGUAUGGCUGUUGCUGGUGCAAUUUUUGGUGCUGCCUUUGGUGGUUGGCUUAAUGACAAGUUUGGACGGAAAUUUUCCAUUCUCAUAGCUGAUGUUCUCUUCCUUAUUGGUUCAGUCGUUAUGGCUUUUGCUCCGGUUCCUUGGGUGAUUAUCCUUGGAAGGAUAUUCAUUGGUUUAGGAGUUGGAAUGGCCUCAAUGACAUCUCCUCUUUAUAUAUCAGAAGCUUCUCCUCAUAAGACCAGAGGUGCCCUUGUCAGCACGAAUGGUCUUCUCAUUACUGUAGGACAGUUCCUUGCGUAUCUAAUCAAUCUUGCCUUCACUAAUGUGAAAGGAACGUGGCGUUGGAUGCUUGGCAUUGCUGUACUUCCGGCAGUUAUUCAAUUGUUGCUCAUGCUUACCCUCCCCGAGUCUCCAAGAUGGCUUUACAGAAAGGGCAAAGUGGAUGAAUCGAGGGAAAUAUUGGCGAAAAUUUAUUCAGCAGAGGAAGUAGAGGACGAAAUGCUGGCGAUGAAGAAGUCAAUUGAAGAAGAAAAGGCAAUUGAAGGUUCAAUUGGGAGUAGCACAUUUACUCAAAUCAAGAAAGCGUUUGGAAACACGGCAUGUAGAAGAGCACUCUACGCCGGUAUUUGUGUUCAAGUGGCUCAACAAUUUGUCGGUAUCAACACUGUCAUGUAUUAUGGCCCGACUAUCAUGCAAUUUGCUGGAUUUGCAUCUAAGAGGACUGCUAUGGGACUAACUCUUAUCACCUCUGGUCUCAACGCAGUUGGAUCAAUAGUUAGUAUGGCGUUUGUCGACAAAUAUGGCAGGAGGAGACUCAUGACGAUCUCCAUGAUCGGUAUCAUUUCUUGCCUUGUUAUCUUGUCUGUUAUAUUCUUCCAAGCAGCCGCGCAUGCUCCAGCAGUCAGCAGCAAUGAAUCUGCCCAUUUCGGCAACAAUACUUGUCAGGCUUAUGCUAAUGCCCCCAAUCCAUCCUCUUGGAAUUGCAUGAAGUGCUUGGCUAAAAAAGCUAAUUGCGGAUUUUGUUCAAAUACCAAUCUGUUUGCUCCCGGAGCAUGUAUAGCUAAAACAGACGCACUCGAACAAGCUUGCCAAGCAGAGAAACGCGUUUGGUACACCGAAGGUUGUCCAAGCAAGUUCGGAUUCUUAGCCGUGAUUUUUCUUGCAUUAUACAUCAUACUAUACUCACCAGGUAUGGGAACAAUACCAUGGGUUGUCAACUCUGAGAUUUACCCCUUAAAGUUCAGAGGAGUAGGUGGAGGAAUUGCAGCAGUUUCCAACUGGACUUCAAAUCUAAUUGUUAGUUUAACAUUCUUGACAUUAAUCGAACAUCUUGGCUCUUCUGGCACGUUCCUCCUAUUCGCGGGCUUUUCACUUCUUGGACUCAUUGCCAUCUUCUUCCUCGUUCCUGAAACCAAAGGGAUGCAAUUCGAGGAAAUCGAGAAAGUGUUGCAGAAAGGAUACUCUCCAUUUAGGAAAAACACUACUACUAAAGAAACCUCUGAUCACACAAAAUGAUAUCCAUAGUGUAUAUACAGAGAGCAUUAUUUUUUCGCCUUCCUCAUUUAUAUUGUAUUACAUAUGCACACAGAUAUUAAGUUGUAAUCAAAUUGAAAAUCAGACAACUUGUUUUACUUAUUA